Molecule: messenger RNA, 651 nt
Organism: Teleopsis dalmanni
Lineage: Eukaryota; Metazoa; Arthropoda; Insecta; Diptera; Diopsidae
Source: RefSeq, a predicted model, not a curated record
AUCGGAGCGGUCAAUAGUACGUGUAUCAAUUUACCAAAGUAGUGAACCUAAGCAGAUCUGGCCACCCAAUUUAUUAAUAAGAAACGAUCAAUCAGACGCAACAAAUAACAACUACAGCUGUAUAUUUGAAAACAUUAUGACUGCAGCGUCAACAAUGCCUAAUUUCGAUAGACAGCAAAGCACUGACUCCGGAUGGGACAACCCUUUUCGUCCUGGUGGUGACUUAUCACGAGAGGCAGAUGAAAUUGUUAAUAUGAUAACAGGGGGUAAGCCUAUUACACCAACGGGCGAUCACACAAUAGUAAACGGAAAUGCACAGAGGGAAGAAAUCGGCAAUGGAACACCUUUAACAGAAACUAUAACAAGAUCAAAUGUUAACCAAUCGCAAUCAGCAUAUAAAGAUACAAAUUAUCAUAAUGUACCAGAAACAACAAAAUUAUCUGGAAACAAUGGUGUUACAUCCUUAACUCAAGUCUCAAAACAAGUAGUACCUGGGCCUAUUUUAGCUAGUCAUGUUGUAAUUGACGAAAAGAAGAACGCGGGAAAAGGAUGCUGUAUUAUUCAAUAAGAACUGUUUUAACAAUAUAUGAUUAUUUUUAUUAAUAUAAUAUUUAGUUCAUUGGAGUAUUUUCGCUUACUAAAUUAUUACAU